GCAUAGCACUGCCCUAUCAAAUCCUUCCACAAUGGCUAGCAACUACGCCCAGACGAACACGCCCAGCUUCUACAACUACCCGGACCCCAAGGCCACCGACAUUCCCUAUACCAGCCCGGAUGCCCCCAAGAAUCCCGUCGUCCGCGGCCUGCCGCUCUACUACGGAGCUUCUUUAAUCUCCUCCGUGACCACGCUCCAGAACUACCUCUGGAACAACACGGGCUUCAACCGCCUGCGCGGCCGUCCUGAGCUUGAGGAUGUCGCGCCGCGGUACGACCCGACUGUGAUUCCCAUUGUGAGGAGUGACGGCGACGCGAACAACGCCAGCAAUGACGCGCCCGCGAUGACGGGCGCGCCGCCCCCGGCCUCGGCCAAGGGCCGCUUCCACUCGGUCCUCGACUACCACGAGGCGUACAAGUCGGGCGUCGUGACGCCUACGGCUGUGGCAGAGGCGCUGUUGCCGCUGAUUCGACGCGAUGUUGACGAGCCAACCGCGCACGCGACGGCGUGGAUGGAGACGAAAGUGGAAACGGUGCGUGCGGCCGCAGCAGCAUCGACGCAGCGCUACAAGGACGGCACUCAGCGCGGGGUGCUGGACGGCAUCCCCGUGGCCGUCAAAGACGAGGUCGACCUUAAGGAUUACACCAAGCGCGUCGGCUCGCGACGCGACCUGACUGGCAAAGCAAACGAGACCAGCUUUUGCGUCGCGCAGUGGGAGGCCGCGGGCGCGGUGCUGCUCGGCAAGCUGACCAUGCAUGAGUUCGGCCUCGACACCACCAACAACAACCCCAACCACGGCACGCCGCUCAACCCACACAACAGCGCGUACUACACGGGCGGUUCGAGUGGCGGGUCCGGUUACGCCGUUGGGGCGGGCCUGCUCCCCUUCGCUCUCGGCGCCGACGGCGGCGGCUCCAUCCGCAUCCCCUCUAACUACUGCGGCAUCUUCGGUCUCAAGCCCUCGCAUGGCCGGGUCUCCGGAAGGCCGUCCCCUAGCCUCGCGGCUACGACUGGCGUCCUUGGUCCUAUGGCCGCGAACAUGGCGGACCUCGAGCUUGCGUACCGUUCCAUGGCGGCGCCGGACCCAGAGACCCCCGCGUCCAGCCUCUUCCCCGUCCCUAGGGCUCUUUUUACCGGUUCAUCUCGUGCUAAGACGCUCGGGAUCUACAAGCCGUGGUUCGAACGCGCGGAGCCCGAGGUUCAAGCUGCAUGCCGCAAAGCUCUAGACCAUAUGACGACGAAGCUGGGAUACACAAUCGUGGACAUCAGCAUUCCGUUCGUGAACGAGGGCCAAGCGGCGCACGCGCUGACUAUUCUUUCGGAAAUUGCAUCCCAGUUCCACACCAACGUCUCGGACCUCACGCCCGCAAACCAGAUCCUCAUCAGCGUGGGUUCGCGCGCCGGCGCCAUCGACUUCCUGCAAGCGCAGAAGGUCCGCAACCUCGUGAUGCAGCACCUGGCGCACCUCUUCCAGACACACCCCGGCCUCAUCAUCGUAACGCCCACGACGCCGAACCCGGGGUGGCACAUCAGUGGCGGGGCGCGCGAUCUCAAAUACGGCGUCAGUGAUGGAAACAUGAGCAUCCGCAGCAUGGAGUACGUGUGGAUGGCCAACUUCACCGGCUGUCCGGCUAUUCAGGUUCCCGUUGGGUAUGCAGAGCCGAAGGAGGGUGAGGGGAAGAUACCGGUUGGGUUGAUGGGGAUGGGGGAGUGGGGGACUGAAGAAGAACUUAUUGGAUGGGGAUAUGAUGGCGAGGCGUGGUUGAAUGAGGGAUUGGAAGGGGGAAGGAGACGGCCGGAGAGCUGGGUCGAUGUGUUGGAGUUGGCGAAGAAGGCGAUGAGUGCUUGAGUCUUCUGGUUGGAUGUUUGUAGGAUUAAGAAGUUGACUGCUGCUGUUGGUUGCGGAUGAGCGUGGUAGAUUUGUAGGAAUGUCAGAAAUGCCGUCAGAGGGAAAAGCCUAAUAAAUUUAGUAGUGUCCGCC
Aplosporella prunicola CBS 121167 is the source of this 1981-nucleotide messenger RNA. RefSeq lists its product as uncharacterized. The transcript has 2 exons. NCBI's taxonomy places the organism in Eukaryota, Fungi, Ascomycota, Dothideomycetes, Botryosphaeriales, Aplosporellaceae. Gene Ontology annotation, molecular function: catalytic activity. The record is from RefSeq and is a predicted model, not a curated record. Bases 32 to 1849 code for a protein of 605 amino acids.